Molecule: messenger RNA, 1714 nt
Organism: Chiloscyllium plagiosum (whitespotted bambooshark)
Lineage: Eukaryota; Metazoa; Chordata; Chondrichthyes; Orectolobiformes; Hemiscylliidae
Gene: pgd
Product: phosphogluconate dehydrogenase
Biological process (GO): pentose-phosphate shunt
Molecular function (GO): phosphogluconate dehydrogenase (decarboxylating) activity; NADP binding
Source: RefSeq, a predicted model, not a curated record
ACAAACUCGCGGCAGCGAGGGAUCAGGUAGUGAAGAUUGCACCAUGGCUGAAGCUGAUAUUGCACUCAUUGGAUUGGCUGUGAUGGGCCAAAACCUGAUCUUAAACAUGAAUGAUCAUGGCUUUGUGGUCUGCGCCUUCAACAGGACCGUUUCCAAAGUGGACAGCUUCCUGCAAAAUGAAGCUAAAGGCACCAAAGUGAUUGGUGCCCACAGCCUGGAGGAGAUGGUGUCUAAGUUGAAGAGCCCUCGGCGUAUUGUCCUCCUGGUCAAGGCUGGUGAGGCCGUCGAUGACUUCAUCCAGAAGCUGGUUCCACUGUUGGAAAAAGGUGACAUCAUUAUUGAUGGUGGGAACUCAGAAUACAGAGACACAACGAGGAGGUGCAAAGAGCUGAAGGCGAAGGGUCUGCUGUUUGUUGGGAGCGGGGUGAGCGGUGGAGAGGAUGGAGCUCGAUACGGACCUUCUCUAAUGCCUGGUGGCCAUAAAGAAGCUUGGCCCCACAUCAAGCAUAUCUUCCAGAGCAUUGCUGCUAAAGUUGGAACUGGUGAAGCCUGUUGUGACUGGGUGGGCGAUGAAGGCGCAGGUCACUUUGUGAAGAUGGUGCACAAUGGGAUCGAGUAUGGGGACAUGCAGUUAAUCUGCGAGGCUUAUCAGCUGAUGAAGGAUGUUCUUCUCAUGAACCAUGACGAAAUGGCGGAGGUAUUCAAGGAAUGGAACAAGACGGAACUUGAUUCAUUCCUGAUUGAAAUCACAGCAGAUAUCCUCAAAUUUCGGGAUCCCAAAGGGAAGCCACUGCUGCCCCAGAUCAAAGACUCUGCAGGUCAGAAGGGCACGGGGAAGUGGACUGCUAUCUCAUCCCUGGAAUUCGGAGUGCCAGUCACACUUAUUGGUGAGGCUGUGUUUGCGAGGUGCCUGUCCUCUCUGAAAGAUGAAAGGAUAACAGCUUCUAAACAGCUGGCGGGACCAAACGAUCCAAAAUUCUCGGGGGACAAAAAGACCUUCCUGGAAGAUAUACGCCAGGCUCUCUACGCUUCGAAGAUUAUCUCCUAUGCCCAGGGAUUCAUGCUGCUGAGACAAGCAGCUAAAGAGUUUAACUGGUGUCUGAACUACGGUGGAAUCGCACUGAUGUGGAGAGGAGGCUGCAUUAUCAGAAGUGUCUUCCUGGGUAAAAUUAAAGAUGCUUUUGAUGCAAAUCCAGAUUUGCAGAACCUGCUGCUGGACCAGUUCUUCAUGAAAGCUGUUCAGAAUUGUCAGGAAUCCUGGCGCCAUGUGGUUAGCACUGGGGUACGGAUGGGCAUCCCUAUGCCCUGUUUCAGUACCGCUUUAUCCUUCUACGACGGUUAUCGCCAUAAGAUGCUUCCAGCAAACCUGAUCCAGGCACAAAGGGAUUACUUUGGUGCCCACACGUACGAGCUGCUUUGCCAACCUGGCAAGUUCAUCCACACAAACUGGACGGGGCAUGGAGGAAAUGUCUCCUCAUCUUCAUACAACGCAUAAGCUCUCGAUGGUUGGCACUGAACCAUUUUGGAAAAAUAACAUUCCACCAGAGUAGAUACUUGAAAGAAAAGCUGUAGUUUUAAAUAUUCUAACUUAAGGCAUUCUCUGUCCUGUGCUAAUAUCCGGUCUAGAAGCAAUGAAAGUCAAUUUUCAAUAAGAUCCAAAUCUUUGGGAAGAAUCAAAAGUUGUAAUAAACAAUAAAAUGUGCAUAAACCAUGA